Messenger RNA from Peronospora farinosa, 2547 nucleotides. NCBI's taxonomy places the organism in Eukaryota, Oomycota, Peronosporomycetes, Peronosporales, Peronosporaceae. The record is from the annotation of a GenBank genome assembly.
AUGGCGCACAUGUUAGAAGCACGUAUGAUGUCGCGCAACCCAUCAGCUUCAAGUCUUACAGCAGCAGCACGAAGUGCCAGUCGUCGUAAGUCGUCCAUGAGUGGGCCGUCUUCGAAUGGAAGCACCGUGUCCAGUACGCCACGUAGUCGACGGCCGUCUCUGUCACGCGAUAUGUCCAAUAACAGCGUUUCCAAUGCCAUUGCAAGCUUUGACAUGGCAACACCAAAAAAUGGCAGCAGACGAGGCAAGUCACAACCCAAGGGUGACACUUUGUCUACCCCCAACCUCAUUGACCUCAAGACCAUUACGGCCGAAGAGAUUGAAUGGGAAGGAUAUUUGUAUAAACAACGUAAGAUUGUCAAGAGCUGGACACCACGUUACAUUACGUUACAAAAUGGUACUGUCUCAGUUUACAAGUCCAAGAAUCAUGCAUUAGCCAAAGUCCAAUAUCGUGGUCGAUGGGUGAUUAAACAAAUUGUAAGCUCUUUACCAACUGCAGGUUUUGGAGGCUCGAAAUUGAAACCAGAAGAAUUGGGAUUUCGAUUUCUAGCGACGAAUGGAAAUUUGAUCGAUUUUAUUGCUGCGUCGGCGGUAGAGAAAGCCAUGUGGAUGCAUGUAAUGCAAUUAAGUUUACAAAAUACGACGGUGAAAGAACCAUCGCCAGUGCAUCAAGAACGACUACGUGGGGAUAUGUCUCCUUCGCCUACAACUCGUUCAGCAGACGAUGUCGUGUCGCGGGAAUCAUCGAUUACGAUGCAUCUUGCUGAAAAGUUUUUAGCUGAUUUGGUGCAUCUGAUGACGGGAACAUCGGCUGAGAAUGUUAUUGAUCUCUUGCCGUUAUUCUUGCGGCAAUUGAGUAAAGAUGUCGAGCUAUUGUUUGAUCUUGAGACGUGUGAAACGACGCAGCCAUCGUGUGUCUUCAAAGGCAUUUACCAUGGACGUGAAGGAUUUGUCCACUUUGCUUCGUUGUAUGUGAGUAAAUACUCACUCGCAACGAAUGUGGACGAGAAAGCUGCUCACAGAGCGGACGAUGAUGAUCACCAUGCAUUUGCGUACUCAGGUUAUCGUCUUAUCAAUACGGUAUCUGGAUCAACGACUGAAGGGAAAUUUGGACUACAGAUCACAUUUACGCCGGCGCGACGGAUCUCUCGCGUGGUUCUUUCGUUCCGUCAACGUAGUUCGUCUCGGCCAAGAGCUCGUCGAGUUACAACGAACCCGAUGGCAAUUGCAGAACAUCCAGCGUGCUUUCAUCAGUACUGUCUCACGAAACGCUCGCUGGCUUUAUCGUUUUCGGACUUUAAUGUGGUUGGCGUAUUGGGACAAGGUGGCUUUGGUACUGUUGUGCUUGUGCAGCGUCACCUUAAUCCGGAUGAAUACUUUGCCAUCAAGAUUAUUGACAAACAGUCUGGAGCUGAAAGUGCGCUAAAGGAACGACGCAUAUUGUCGGGUGUCCGUCAUCCGUUCUUGACGUGUUUGCGCUUUGCUUUCCAGACGCAAACAAAAUUGUAUCUUGGCAUGGAUUACUACAAGGGAGGAAAUCUGUAUUUGCAUAUGCAUUCCUCCAAAAUGGACCCGAACUUGUCGACAAGUAGUGGUCGACGCUUCCCGGUGGAGCGCGCUCGCUUCUACGCUGCUCAACUUGCGAUUGCGCUUUCGUACUUGCACGCGCAUGGCAUUAUCUACCGUGAUCUGAAACCGGACAAUAUCAUGCUCGACAAGACGGGUAACAUUCGUCUCGUGGAUUUCGGUAUCUCAAAGCAGCUACGCCUCGAAGGAGAACCAGGGAGUCACAGCUACUCUCAGGCAGGAACGCUGGCUGGAUCGCCUGCGUACAUAGCUCCUGAACAGUUGCUUUCUCAGAAGCCGCAAUAUGGUAUGGAAGCAGAUUGGUGGAGCUAUGGUGUGCUAUUGUACGAAAUGCUGACAGGCAGCACUCCGUUUUUCGACGCAAACAUUUCGCAAAUGUACAAGAAAAUUCAGACUGCUGAUGUCAAGUACGAAAGAUAUCCACCGAUCGAUGACGAUGCUAUUGAUUUGCUACAGAAGCUGUUGGUUCGUAAUCCUGCGGAUCGCGUUGAUAUACAUGGUGUGCGUUCACACCCGUUCUUUGCAUCGAUCAAUUGGGAACAGUUGGAGUUGAAGGAAGUCGAACCGCCUUUUAUCCCGCCGACUGAAGAGUUGAUGCAGAAUGUGCAUGAACACUUUCGCAAUAUGAAUGUAAACGAAACGAUUGGCGACGCCCCUAAGGCUAUAAACGGAAAGAAGGCGUCUACCGUCGCGAACGCCAACGAUGAGUCGCACUUUGAUGAGUUUAGCUUUGCGUACGACAAGACCCGCGAUACGUUCGACGAUCUGUCCAUGGCAGACGAAGGAUGGUUAAUGCGACAGCUACAAGAAGGCGCAGCAAUGCGCGGGCGAUUGAAUGCCAGUGAUACCGACCCCGUUCCGGAUGACAUGGGCAGCGAAUACGAAAUCGCACAUCCGAUAAUGAACGGUCAGGACAGCAGUGAAAGCGACGAGGCGGAGAUUGAAGCUACUAGCAUUUGA